CGAGGCACGAGUAGCUGCACUUCUUUGAGUAUUCAAGAAAGUUUUUUGGACAGUACCAACAAUUUGCAUUUGUAUUUAGUUUUCUGCAGUUUAAUUGGAGCUUCAAUAAAGCCCGAGUUUUCACUCGGCGCAGCCAUGUAACUUUAAACUUUUUUAAACUGCAUAUAAUUCACACCUUAAUAGAAAAUUGUUUCAAGGACCAAAAGUUUGCGGUGGAAAAGUUGAAGUAAUCGCUUUAUGAAUAUGACCGAGGAAGGAAAAUCAGAUCAUAGAGGAGAAAGCGGGAAAGAUUUGGAGAAACAGCUACGUUUGAGAGUGUGUGUUUUAAACGAACUUCUAAAGACGGAAAGGGAUUAUGUUGGAACGUUGGAGUUUCUGUCGGUGUUUCUUCAUCGGCUCAAUCAGUAUGCAGCCACAAAAAUUGAUAAGAAUAUUACAGAAGAGACUGUCAAGGUGCUGUUUUCGAACAUUGAGGAGAUCCUGUCUGUGCACAGGGACUUCCUGUCCAUGGUGGAGGGGCUGCUCCAGCCAGACCCCCACGCACACCACGAAAUCGGCCGCUGUUUCCUGCACUUUAGGGACCGGUUUCAGACCUACGAUGAGUACUGUGGGAACCACGAGAAGGCUCAGAGGCUGCUGCUGGAGCUGAACAAGAUCAGGACUGUGAGGACCUGUUUACUGAACUGCAUGCUGCUAGGAGGACGGAAAAACACGGAAGUGCCACUUGAAGGCUAUCUGGUCGCCCCCAUUCAAAGGAUCUGCAAGUAUCCACUCCUCCUCAGAGAGUUGGUGAAGAGAACCCCAAAGAAGCACAAUGACUACUCUCAGGUCUUGGAGUCUCUCCAGCUAAUGAAGGCCGUUUGCUCGAACAUCAACGAAGCCAAGAGGCAGAUGGAGAAGCUGGAGGUGCUGGAGGAGUGGCAGUCGCAUAUUGAAGGAUGGGAGGGCUCCAACAUCACAGACUCCUGUACAGAGAUGCUUAUGCAUGGCAUCUUACUGAAAAUAUCAGCUGGGAACAUCCAAGAGCGGAUCUUCUUCCUCUUUGAUAAUCUCCUGGUGUACUGCAAGAAGAAAACAAGACGUUUAAAAAACAGCAAGGCUGCCACAGAAGGUCCCCGGUACUUGUUCCGAGGUCGGAUAAACACAGAGGUCAUGGAGGUGGAGAAUGUGGACGACGGUACAGCGGACUACCACAGCAGUGGUAAUAUAGUGAACAACGGCUGGAAGAUACAUAACACGGCAAAGAACAAGUGGUUUGUCUGCAUGGCCAAGACACCGGAGGAGAAGCAGGAGUGGCUGGAAGCCAUCUUGAAGGAGCGGGAAAGGAGGAAAACCCUGAGACUGGGGAUGGAGCAGGACACCUGGGUGAUGGUGUCGGAAAAAGGAGAGAAACUCUACAAUCUGAUGAGUCAGCAGGGGCAUCUCAUCAAGGACAGGAAACGCAAGCUCACCACCUUCCCCAAGUGCUUCCUCGGAAGUGAGUUUGUGUCUUGGCUCAUGGAAAUCGGAGAAACUGACAACCCGGAGGAAGGGGUUCAUUUGGGCCAAGCUCUGGUAGAGAAUGGCAUCAUCCACCAUGUUACAGACAAGCACCAGUUUAAGCCAGAGCCAGUGCUGUACAGGUUCCGUUAUGACGAUGGCACCUACCACCCCAGAAGUGAUAUGCAAGAUGUCAUAUCCAAGGGUGUCAGGCUGUUCUGUCGACUUCAUAGUUUAUUUACUCCAGUGAUCAGGGAUAAAGACUACCAUCUCAGAACUUACAAAUCUGUGGUGAUGGCGAACAAGUUGAUAGACUGGCUCAUCGCACAGGGCGAUUGCAGGACAAGAGAGGAGGCCCUGAUCUUGGGGGUCGAACUCUGUGACAAUGGAUUCAUGCACCAUGUGCUGGAAAAGAGCGAAUUCAAGGACGAGCCUCUAUUGUUCCGCUUCUUUGCUGAUGAGGAGAUGGAGGGAUCAAACACCAAGCACAAGCCCAUGAAGCAUGAUCUCAAGAUAGUGGAGAACGUCAUCGCUAAGACCCUGCUGAUUAGACCGAGCGUUGGGGGCUACGGCUUUACUCUCGAAGACCGCAACCGGGUCCCCAUCAUCAAGUCUGUGGAGAAAGGGUCGUACGCCGAGAUGGCUGGUUUGGAGGUGGGCAGGAAACUGUUUGCCAUCAACGGGGACCUGCUCUUCCUCAGGCCCUUCCAGGAAGUGGAGUGUUUCCUCAGGCAGUGCUUCAACAGCGGGGGGCCGCUCAGGGUCCUGGUCAGCACCAAGCCCCGAGAGACAGUGAAAAUUCCCGACUCGGCAGAUGGCCUGGGCUUCCAGAUCAGAGGGUUUGGCCCGUCUGUGGUCCACGCGGUUGGCAGAGGCACAGUGGCGGCCAUUGCUGGACUCCACCCAGGACAGUGCAUUAUCAAGGUCAACGGGAUAAACGUCAGCAAGGAGAGCCACGCCAGUGUCAUCGCCCAUGUCACGGCGUGUCGGAAAUACCGCCGGCCCACGCAGCAAGACUCUAUAAAGUGGGUGUACAACAAUAGCGAGAGCGCUCAGGAAGACCACCAGAAAGCCAACCGGAAACCUUCUGUGGAGGAGAACGGAGACGGUUUCGAGUGCAAAGUGGAAGAGGUCAUGGACAAGUUUAACACCAUCGCCAUCAUAGACGGGAAGAAGGACCACGUGAGCCUGACUGUGGAUAAUGUCCACCUGGAGUAUGGCGUGGUGUACGAGUAUGACAGUACAGCUGGGAUUAAGUGCCAUGUUCUGGAGAAGAUGGUUGAGCCCAAAAGCUUCUUCAGUCUGACAGCCAAGGUCCUGGAAGCGCUGGCGAGGAAUGACGACCAGCUUGUGCAGACGUGUGCCAGAUUGAGCUCCAGCACUGACGUCAUCCCCGAGGACCUGCAGGCCAAAUUCACCGCCAUGUGCGGAGAGAGGCUGGAGCACAUCAACCGUCGCAUCACCAACUACAGGAAGUUCUCUCGAGUGCUGAAGAACAGGGCCUGGCCCACAUUCAAGCAGGCCAAGACCAAGGUGUCCCCACUCCACAGCAGCGACUUCUGCCCCACCAACUGCCACAUCAACGUGAUGGAGGUGUCCUACCCCAAAACCACAACCUCACUGGGAAGCGCUUUUGGUGUUCAGCUGGACAACAGGAAGAACUCCACCCUGGAGAAGGGUGGCAGGAACGCAGAGCAGGGCAAGUUGAACCCGAUGGUGUAUGUCCAGCACACCAUCACCAGCAUGGCGGCUCCAUCUGGCCACAGCCUGGGCAGGACGGAGGGCCACGGACUGCGCUUCCUGCUGCGGGAAGAUGACCUGCUCACCCUGGACGCCUACCAGAAGCUCCUCAGCAAGCUGACCACCGUGGUCAAGGAGAUGGAGUGCUACGCUGCUCAGAUCCACGACCUGCUGUCCUCCAUUACCCAUCCUCCAGCAUCUGACGGCAAGACGGCGGAGAGCUACAUCUCCACCGACACCGAGAGCGAGAGGGGGGAGCGCAACGGCAAGAAGGUCUGCUUCAACGUGGCGGGAGAUGAGCAGGAGGACUCCGGCCACGACACCAUCAGCAACAGAGACUCCUACAGUGACUGUAACAGCAACAGAAACUCCAUCGCCUCAUUCACCAGCAUCUGCAGCAGCCACUGCAGCUCCUAUGUGCACAGUGACGAGAUGGACUCAGGAGAUGAAAUGCCAGUCAGCGUAUGGAUUUCACAUGAUAAGCAAAAGAAAUUGCAUGGCUUUCUGGAACACCUCUUUAGCCAGGUGGAGUCUAUCACCAGUCUGCUGAAGGGCGCGGUCGUGUCUCGAGCCUUCGAGCAGACAAAGUGCUUCUCACCGGGGCGGGGCCUACAAGAGUUCCAGCAGGAAAUGGAGCCCAGGGUCAACUGCACCAAGAAGCUGCGGCUCCACGUCAAGCAGGACCCAUGGAACCUGCCCAGCAGCGUGCAGGCCCUGACGCAGACCAUCGCCAAGUUUGUCGAAGAGGUGAAGGCACGGCUGCUGUUGGUUCUGCUUCAGUACACUGACUCGGAGAUCCAGCUCAGACGGGACAUGGUGUUCUGCCAGAGCCUGGUCGCCGCUGUCUGCGCCUUCUCCGAACACCUGCUGGCCGUCCUCAACCAGACGCCCAGCGGCGGGAAGGAGUGCGAGACGGAGGCCCAGGAGGCAGGCCGUCGCUGGCUGGAGCAGAUCGCCAGCGCUGGCCUGCUCUUCCAUUUCCAGUCCCUGCUCUCGCCAAACCUGACGGACGAGCAGGCCAUGCUGGAGGACACACAGGUGGCGCUCAUAGACCUGGAGAAGGUCACCUUCUACUUCCGGCAGUUUGAAGGAGAGCCACUCGUCGCAAACAUGCCCAUUUCGUACCAGGUGGAGGGCACUCGGCAGGCCCUGAAGGUCUGCUUCCACCUGGAGAGCUUCUACUUCGACCUGCUGCCCCUGAGGCUGAGGAACGGAGGGGGCUUCAAGAUUUACCCCGUGCUCUUCACACAGGCCCUUGAGAGCAUGGAAGGUUACUACUACAGGGAUAAUGUUUCAGUGGAGGAGUUCCAGGCUCAAAUCAACGCUGCUUCUCUGGAGAAGGUCAAGCAGUACUAUAAGAGACUGAGGGGCUUUUAUCUGGACAAAUCCAACCUGCCUCCCAGCUCUGCUCCCAAAGCUGCCUUAAUAGACAAGCUGAUGCGGCCGCUGAACGCUCUGGAGGAGCUGUACCGGCUGAUGGAGAGCUUCAUCAGCUCGCGCCGCACGGCGGCCUGCCAGUUCACCGCCUGCGGGGCCUCCGGGGUGGGGCUGCUGUCCGUGGCCUCGGAGCUGUGCAGCCGGCUGGGCGCCUGUCACAUCGUCAUGUGCAACAGCGGCGUGCACCGCUGCACCCUCAGCGUGACCCUGGAACAGGCCAUCCUUCUGGGCCGGAGCCACGGCCUGCCUCCACGCUGCAUCAUGCAGGCCACAGACGUCAUGAGGAAGCAGGGAGCAAGAGUUCAAAAUUCGGCAAAGAACUUGGGGGUGAGAGACCGCACUCCAUCAUCUGUCCCAAGGUUAUACAAGUUGUGCCAGCCGCCACCCCCAGAUGGUGAUCCGUGAGGACGGACUUCCAGUAUUGUAAUAGAACGGUUCUGAUCCAGCUCUGGACCUGUGCUAAAAAUAAACAAGCAACAACAAAAAACUGUCACAGCUCCUGGUGGAAAAGGCCUGGAAAAGGCAUCACUCAGUAGCCUGCCCAAAGGCUCCCACUCACCGGUCAAUCGUGACUCCUGCUAAAUGGAUUUCCUUGUCUUGUAAAUAGUGAAUUUCUAUGUAACUGCUCCUAUUGUAUUUUAAAGCAUGUUAAAGCAUUUGUGUGUUUUUUUUAUUGUAACAACCUGCUACAUUACAUCUCAUUUUAAUUUUAAUAAGUAGAAAGUGUAAACCCUCAACCCUGUGCCUAAGGCCAUUUCUUGUAAUGGUUCUAAAAAUGGAACUUAUCCCUGCAAUUCCAUUAACCAGUAUACUGUAAAUAACUAUUUUGGUCUGAAAGUUGCAUUUCUUUGUUGUUUACUGCUGUUGUUACAAUGUUAUGAAAUUGUUCAUUCUAAAGCCGAUACAAAACUGUUCCAGAUACAGUCUAACAUGCUGUUACAUGGACAGUACAGUGGUUUGUAGCAUGAUCAGGUAUAAAUGCUGCCCCCUGUUGGUAAGUUGAAACAUGUUCAUCAUUCUACAUUCCUUUCUCAAGUAGUCUUCUAAUUGGCAUCUGUUCAUUGUAAUCAUACCGUUUUCCUCAGGUUUUUACUUUGUUGAACAGUAAGAUUUGAUUUGAUAUUUUAGCUGAUCAAUAAGCUAAUAUCCAUGAUGAAAGCAGACAGAUUAAUGUGUAGAUGGCACAUAAUUGGAAGAUUACAUUCAGAUGUAUGUAGUUUACAUUCGAAAACUAGACCACAUCGUCAAGUUAUAAGUGCUGUUUCAUGUACUUCUGACAAAGUAUUACUGCCCUCAUGACAGUAUGGUUCACAUACAGCUAUGAUCAGCACCUAUGUGAGAGGAACGUAUACUGAAAGUUGUAUUUUAUGACUUAAGCGUCUACAACAUUAUACCUUUCUACUUCACCAUAAGGUAGUCUAUUACAUUUUUAUAUCUCAUACUCAGGACCAAAAGGGCUUUUGUUCUAUUUAAAAGCUUCAAGUUGCAAAACAAUUGUGCCAGUUGCAUUGUAGGUUUUGUCAUCACUAUGCAAGUAGAAAAAAAGGAAAUAUUAAACUACAUUGACACAGUAACAUGUUAUAUGUCCCCAUGAAUCUCUAGUUAUGUACUGUAAACAGCAAUAAUAUUCAAUAAGUACUUUUUAAUGUUGUGUAAUGGAUAUCUUUGACGUAGCAGCUUCUAAUGUGUGUUAUACUGCCAACACUUUAAUACAGAGAAGUGUACAAAAAGUGACUGUAAAAACCUGUUAGCAGUCUUUGAGUGAAAAUGACAGUAAUUUAUUUUAUUUUAUAAAACUGACCUUUCAUAGGGUAUGCAAUAUCUACAGUAUACAUUAUAUUUCAUGUUAAACCAGUGUUUGUUUUUCAAUACUUUUUUAAUAUACAAUGUCAUACCAUAGUUAUUAAUUUCAAAUAAACACAUACAAAAAUGUG
Conger conger (European conger) is the source of this 6590-nucleotide messenger RNA. It is a transcript of the gene prex2, whose product is annotated as phosphatidylinositol-3,4,5-trisphosphate-dependent Rac exchange factor 2. The record is from RefSeq and is a predicted model, not a curated record. Lineage: Eukaryota; Metazoa; Chordata; Actinopteri; Anguilliformes; Congridae. Gene Ontology annotation, biological process: intracellular signal transduction. The coding region runs from base 238 to 5061 and encodes 1607 amino acids. The transcript has 40 exons. Gene Ontology annotation, molecular function: protein binding; guanyl-nucleotide exchange factor activity.